CUCGGAUUAGUUUUAUUGUACUGUUCCCCGGAGUGCCUUUGUGGAGUCCUCUGUACUGAAGUGAGGAAGAUUUCUGAGAUUAAAUAACAGUAAAGAGCAUUUCAAACAGCACUGAAUUCACCAAUCCGUUACAGAAUACAGCCGCAAACAUGAAAAACAACGCCCUCGUCACUCACACACAUCAUUCCCCAGGACACUUUACUGAUCAUUUGCUGUAAAGGGUAAUAAUCUGUUUAUAAAACCGCCAGCAAAGCGAAUCACUCCUCUCCAUAUCUUAUGAACCGCAUCGGCUCGGUGUACUGGCUUCAGGCGCGCGGAUGGAUACGUCAACGAUUCACGCCACGAAGCCGAACAAGGCAACGGAAGAAGCCUAGAAACAAAAAGCUAGGAAAACUCUGAGCUAGCUUCGACUGAUAAGAGCGUUUUUUUUCCACUAGAGAUCAACCCCAGAGAGGAAAUUUACUCGAUAUUAAAAGAGAGAAAACGGCAGAUUUAAGACUUCACGGAUCUAACUUAGAGACUAAGAGAGGUGUAAUCCGGCCGCGGACGAAGAACAAGAAGAAGAAGAAGAAGAAGAGAAAAAAAACCCAACAACAACAACAAGCGCGCGCGCGACACACACUGAGAAAGAGAGAGAGAGGGAGAGAGAGAGAGAGCGCGCGAGCUUCCUGUGUGUUUCAACCGGCCUCCAUUUUGUCUCCUCGCCCAGCCUGCGCCUCACGUGUCCCGGACUUGUCUCUCUCACAUGACCCUCGUGUUUGUCCCCGUGAUCAGCGCCGCCGCCGUCUCCGCGUUUCAAGUGUUGCCGAAUAUCGCGUUUAAAAAAAAAAAGAGAGAGAAUCGCUCACCUUCAUGGAUAUGCUCGAACAGAGCCUGGACGCUCAGACGAGUCACGAGAAACAGGAAACUGACGAGGUUGUUCAGUUGCAGGAAGGAGAGGGAGUCGGGGCAGAGGAACCAGCGGCGGUUACCAUAGCGAGCGCCCAGCAAGCCGCAGUAUUUGCUGACAAUGUCCAGUACCAGUUCCGCACAGAAAACAGCAGUGGGCAGGUGACGUAUCGCGUCGUCCAGGUAACAGAAGACCAAUUGGAAACAGCUGGAGAUGGAGGAGCUGCGGUCAGUGUCGUGUCCACUGCCGCCUUUGCUGGAGCCCAGCAGGCGGUUGCACAGGCUGUUAUCCAGAACCCUUUCAGUAAUGGAGGCAGUCCGGCAGGUGAGACGGUUGGGGGUGAGACGCGUUUCGCUUACUUCCCCGCUGCUACUGUCAGCGAUGGUACAGCAACCGCAGUUUCAGUGCAGGCAGCCGCUGAUGCGACUCUUGCACCAGCAGCAGGUCAGUUUUACGUGAUGAUGAGCCCUCCAGAUGUGUUACAAACAGGCACGCCACGGACCAUCGCCCCUCGCACACACACUUAUUCCACGAAGAUGGAUGGAACGAGAGCACCGCGAGAUGAGAGGAGGAGAGCGCAACACAAUGAAGUGGAAAGAAGAAGAAGAGACAAAAUCAACAACUGGAUAGUCACACUGUCAAAAAUCAUCCCAGACUGCAACAUGGACAACACCAAAACUGGAGCGAGCAAAGGAGGGAUCCUGUCUAAAGCGUGCGAUUACAUUAGAGAGCUCAGGCAGAGCAACCAGAGGCUGCAGGAGAGUUUCAAAGAGGUGGAGAGAAUACAGGUGGAUAAUGAGCUCUUAAGACAACAGAUCGAAGACCUGAAGAAUGACAAUGCACUGCUCAGAGCCCAACUCCAACAGCAUGGCCUUGAAAUCAGUGGAGAAACCAUUUCGCAGUGACGGACAGUCACACACAUAAUGGAAUACACACACCUCCACAAAACCACCUCACAGACUUGAGAUGUUUGUUAACCUGAUAGAAUAAUAAUGGCUAUCUGAUAUUAACAGAGGUUAUCAGAGAAACUAUUGAACAAUAGUUAAUAAGCACAUCUACUGUUCCACCUGUGAGAGCUUGACCUACACGGACGCGGCGACAAACGGAAACGCACCCCAACAUGUGACGAAAAUGGGCUUGCAUUGGACUAACUUGUCAUUUUUUUUGUUUGAGUUUUUGAAUUAUGAUGAAUUUAAAUUCUCAACAAUGCCUCAUGAUCAUAUUUUGUUUAAAGCUGUGGUGGUUUUCCUGUUUUUUUUCCCCCCAAUGGAAUUUCUUUGUAAUUAUUACUGCUGUCUCCAGUAUGUUAUAUUGUUUUGUCAGCAUUAUUUAUUAGCUCACAGAGAAGUACACAACAGGAAUCCUUUGUUUUGAAGCUUGAAUACCAUCAAGCCAGUUGUCUUUCACAUUUAAAAUGCUUUGCAGUUCAUUCGAGCAAAUUUCCUUUGUUCCUGGGUCCAGUUACGGCCUAGUUCUUUAAGCAGUUUCUAAGAUUAUGUUCAUCAGAUAUAUCGAAGUUGUGGCUGAGGUGUAGAUGUACUUGGCAAUUACGAUUGUAGUAUAGGGUCAGAAUUUAAUCAAACAAAUGAUGUACAUACAGCUCAGGGUUGACAAAGGAAGCUCUGUGGCACAGGAAUGAUAGACAUCAACUGGUUGUCCCGUAUUCUGAAUCCGUUCGGUCUCCCAUGCCACCAUUUUCUAAAUGAGUCCUUAAUAUGUCCACACUAAAAUAUAUUAAAACAUCAUAGCCAGAGUGGCUUGAGCUGACUUGAGAAUUCAGGCAUGUACUGUCUCAAAAACCAUCCCCCAGGAUAAAUGUUGUACUGAACAGAACAUAACUGAUGGUCGCAAGUAGGAGGCAACGCUAACCUACUUAGAAAUGCUUCCCUAUAACCACCUCUCCCACCUGUACCUGCCUUAAACAUUGCAAAAUUGCUUUGCGUGGUAACAUAGAAAUGAAUAAAUUUAGUGGAAACCGUA
Messenger RNA from Pangasianodon hypophthalmus (striped catfish), 2869 nucleotides. It is a transcript of the gene usf2, whose product is annotated as upstream transcription factor 2, c-fos interacting. Gene Ontology annotation, molecular function: protein dimerization activity; DNA-binding transcription factor activity, RNA polymerase II-specific; RNA polymerase II cis-regulatory region sequence-specific DNA binding. Gene Ontology annotation, biological process: regulation of transcription by RNA polymerase II. NCBI's taxonomy places the organism in Eukaryota, Metazoa, Chordata, Actinopteri, Siluriformes, Pangasiidae. The record is from RefSeq and is a predicted model, not a curated record. The coding region runs from base 853 to 1794 and encodes 313 amino acids. The transcript has 10 exons.